AUGAGCGCACAUUUGUCAGUUAUAGACUGCCCAAUCUUCACAACUGCACGUCGCGCGGCGCAGCAGAAACGCGAGGCGGAGCCUUCUGGAGGAUACGGACACGGGCUCGGGCAUGGCCUUGGUCUAGGCUUUGGCUUUGGUCAUGGGCACGGAUUUGGUCAUGGGCACGGAUUUGGUCAUGGAUUUGGUCAUGGCCAUGGCCACGGACACACAGUAGUGACUGUUGUACAUGGUGGUCACGGUCACGGACAUGGUUUUGGGCAUGGUUUCGGACACGGACACGGGUUUGGCUUCGGACAUGGUCAUGGUAUCGGACACGGACACGGACACAGUGUUGUGCAUCAACACGGUUUUGGCCAUGGACAUGGAAUCGGAUUUGGCCACGGUUUCGGACAUGGAUACGGCCACGGCAUUUACAAGCGCGAGGCCAAAGCCGAACCCGAAGCCAAGGCCGACCCGAAAGCAGAACCCGGCUUUUCCCAUGGCUUUGGAGGCCACGGCUUCGGCGGUCAUGGCUUUGGCGGCCAUGGGUUCGGUGGCCAUGGAUUCGGACAUGGUGGCCAUGGAUUCGGACAUGGUGGCUUUGGUUUAGGUCAUGGCUUCGGCCACGGCAUUGGCCAUGGCCACGGUCACACCGUUAGUCAUGAAGUUGUCCAUGUUGGACAUGGUCACGGUCAUGGAUUUGGACACGGCCACGGAUUUGGCCAUGGAAUCGGGAUUGGUCACGGAUUCGGACAUGGCCAUGGACACGGCCACGGCGUACAUAUAAUCGAACACGGACACGGUUUUGGACAUGGGUUAGGUCACGGGUUCGGCCAUGGAUUCGGACAUGGGAUCGGCCAUGGAAUUGGUCAUGGGUUUGGCUACGGAGGAUAUGGUUACCAUUAACUAUAGUUCCAGAGUCUGUCCUGGUUAUCCUACAUGUACAUAAUAAGGAUAUUGUAAUGGAAUAUUUAAACACUUUUACAUUUUGUAAUAAAUUUUAAAGCCAUUGUAAUUUGUAAUAAUCAAGAAACAAAUAUCAGGUAUAUCUGUCAAUAAGAUACUGACCUACUCUCCUUACCUGUUUCCUUUCAAGGUGUAAAAUAGCAUUAAUUUUGUCAUUUUGUCUAUCCCUCUUCCUUUAAUUAAUUCUUGCAGAAGCUGAUCUUGUCUGCGUGUGCAUUUUCAGAAUCUCUGACCUUUUCUGUACAAUUUCCAAAAUUAGAUUCUAUCCAGCUGUAUAUAUGUACCGCUUAAUACUUUUUAAAAUCUUUUCUCUCAUGUUUAAGUUUUCCCGUGGUGUUUUACUACAGCAGUUAAACUUAGAUCACCCUUUAUAUGUCGUCUAAAUACCAUUACGACCUCUAUUCUUCUAUGCAUCCAUAAUAAUUCUUAAUGUACUAUGUGACUUCCUCCAUUACCUGGUCGCCCCUUUACAUGGGUAUCCUGAUUGUACAUAUAAAGGAUACAGUAAUAAAAUAUUUAAUACAU
Penaeus monodon (black tiger shrimp) is the source of this 1473-nucleotide messenger RNA. Its product is annotated as glycine-rich cell wall structural protein 1-like. The transcript has 2 exons. The record is from RefSeq and is a predicted model, not a curated record. Lineage: Eukaryota; Metazoa; Arthropoda; Malacostraca; Decapoda; Penaeidae. The coding region runs from base 1 to 888 and encodes 295 amino acids.